AUGUCAUCAUGUCACCAUCACCAUCACGAUCACCCUCACAUCACCCCCCUCCACAUCACCAUCACCCCCCUCCACAUCACCAUCACCCUCACAUCACCCCCCUCCACAUCACCAUCACCCUCACAUCACCCCCCUCCACAUCACCAUCACCCUCACAUCACCCCCCUCCACAUCACCAUCACCCUCACAUCACCCCCCUCCACAUCACCAUCACCCUCACAUCACCCGCACUCCCACAUCAUCAUCCCCACCACCAGUUUUGUGGUGGUGCAAGUGGGGUGGGGGUUCUGUGACAUGACGUGCCCUGCUGGUUCCUACCUGGACGGGGACAAGUGUCGCAAGUGCAAGCCCGGCACGUACAGCAUGGGGGGAGGGAUCCGUUUCGAUGCUUUCUAUGAGCUUGAUGACCGGUUGUUCCAGACGGACUGCACCCACUCCAACUCCUCCGGUUCAUUCAAGUGCGACGGGUGGUAUGCAGCAGACGGCCAGUUCAAAGCCGGCCCGUACGACCCACCCAAUGAAUGGUAUCCGGACGACUGCUCCCUGGGAUCCUACAACUGCCACAACAACCUGCGUGCGUCGCUGCGCAUGCAAGUGGAGCUCAUCACAUCGGGCUACAUCCGGUACAAGUUCACAGUGAGCACGGAGCACAAGUUUGACGGGCUGCUCUUCUUCCUCGACUCCUCGCCAGAGCCUUUGAUGGGGCUCGAAUCCAACCAGUUCGACCCAAUGGAGGUGCAGAUAAUGCUGGAGCCGGGCAUUCACACGCUGGAGUGGGUUUACUACAAGGACUCCAAGUUCACCAAGGGGAGGGACUCCGCUGCCCUGCAUCUGAUAGAGGUGGGAGGCAUUGAUUACACGGACCGGCAGUGCUUCCCAUGCCAGGCAGGCUUCUACAGUGCUGCUGCUGCUACUGCUGCUGCUGCUGCUGCUGCUGCUGCUGCUGCUGCUGCUGCUGCUGCUGCUGCUGCUGCUGCUGCUGCUGCUGCUGCUGCUGCUGCUGCUGCUGCUGCUGCUGCUGCUGCUGCUGCUGCUGCUGCUGCUGCUGCUGCUGCUGCUGCUGCUGCUGCUGCUGCUGCUGCUGCUGCUGCUGCUGCUGCUGCUGCUGCUGCUGCUGCUGCUGCUGCUGCUGCUGCUGCUGCUGCUGCUGCUGCUGCUGCUGCUGCUGCUGCUGUUCUUGGUUUGGCCAGCAUUCUGGGUGAUUAUUAUGCCAGCCCCACACUCUCUGCUGGUGAUUAUGCGCGCAUUGCACUUGCACCAUCCACGUGUACUAUGUACCGCCGCAGGGAGGGCUGGCCAGAGUGCAAGCCAUGCAGUGCUGAAGAGUACGCGCAGUCGCCUCCUCGAGCCAACUGCUCUGCCAGGCCUCGUACCUCCUCUCCUCUAUCUCGCUCCCUCUGCUCUCUCCCCAUCCCUCCCUCCCUUUCCCCUCUGCCACUAAGCCUGCUGCUGCCUGUCUCUCCACCUCCUUUUCCCUGCCUCCUCGACAAUUCUCCAGCUUGCAACGUGACAACCGAUGCCGCCCCUACCUACGGCAACUGUAGCGCAGUGGACAACCAGAGAAUCAAGACCUGGGCAUGGCUCACUCCCCACAUCUGUGCGCCCCUCUCAGAGGACGAGGACCUUCCUGCUGACACGCACGAGCCGUGCCCGCCAUGCCCUUCGGGUCAAUACUCUGUGGAGGACAGCACCACGCGCACCCGACUCUGCCACUUCUGCCCACCGGGCCUGGCACGAAACGCCUCUGUGUCUAAAACAGACAAGGCGUGCCGCAAGUGCCCUCCGGGAGAGGUGGCGGUGAAGGCCCUCACCAUGGAUCACUUUGAGCUGCACCGGGGGAAGCUUCCUGACGGUUUCGUGACCGGGUGCAGCGGGGACUGUGGUUCGCUGGGGUGGAGAGUGGUGAACGGGAAGCUGGACUCUGGCAGCAACCACGGCAAGAGUGCCUCUGUGUGGCUGUCCUAUGACGUCAGCAUGGCAGUGGACGGGCACGUCACAUUCGCCUAUGAUGUGGACAUUCCUCGGGGGGACCUGCAAAGGGGGCUCUUCUUUUAUGUGGAUGACCAGCUUGUGCUGAACAUUGAGGACGACCCGGGUGCUGACUCAGCAGCGCCAGCCGGCCCGACAACCAGCGACACGUGGCCGCUGCCAGCUGGCAACCACAGCCUGAUGUGGAUCUGGGUCACGCUCAACGCUGACAAGGCGAUCGCCAGGCGGGAUUCGGCGGAGAUCCUGGACAUCACCGUGUGGGGCAGCACUGUGGGGGGUGCGCCUGCCUGUGUGCCCAUUCCCCCCGGCACUGCCCCGGAUGCUGCCACCCUUACCUGGAAGGCCUGUCCGCCUGGAGAGUACAGCGAGGGAUCGGGCCUGCCGUGUGUAAAAUGCCCUGCCAACACCUUCAACCCAAGACCCACGGGCACACACUCCUCCUGCCUCCCCUGCGGCCCUGGCACCUCGUCUCUCCCAGGCAGCACUGCUUGCACUGUUGGUGACAUCACUGUUCCCUCCUCCUUCUGCACCUUCCAAGUAGUUUCUGAUCUGAACCCCCCCAGCAGCAGCAGCACAAGUGAAGCUAAUGCUAACACCGCCACCAACACUACCGCCACCACCAGCACCCCCUCCCCCUCCAUUCCAUCCGCCUCCUCUCCAAUCGUCUACGAUCUCUCCCCGCUCUCCCGCGUCCAUCCUGGCCGCAUGUUUGGGCCGAUCUUUGAGGAUCCAACGGCUGCGGAUCGCCAGCACGGGCCCCUGUAUUUUGUGUGUGUGUGUGCUGCCCCUGCAGGCAACACAGAGAGGGGGGAGAGAGAAGGGAAGAGCACAGAAGUAGGGCAGGGUGCGGAGGGAGGGGGUGGUGGGGAGGGGAAGGAGGGGAAGAAGGAGAAGGGAAGGGCGAUGGAGUGUACAGAUGCAGAAGGCAAGCCGAUAGCGACCAUGGCAUGUCGGGUGAAUCCUCAGGUGAUGCUGGACGAGCAGCACAGAGGAUCCCACAGCCUAGGCGACCGUGUCUCCCUCUUCCCCCUCUUCCCCCUCUUCCCCCUCUCGCACCCCCCAAACGCCACCGACCCCCUUCCCCACCGUCCCGACCCCAUCCUUGCGCGGAGGGGGUUGGUGAUGGUGCUGGAAGGGGAGAGAUGCCCUUUCUCCGUGCAGGGGGGAGGGGGGGAGGGGAGCAGCCCCCAAUCUCCUCUCUUCCCUCCCCCCUCCCUCUCCCAGGCAUCGGCCACCCCUCCCCCUGGACAGGAGAAGGCAGGCGUGCAGCAUUCAACGCGCAUCGGCCACCCCUCCCCCUGGACAGGAGAAGGCAGGCAGGCAGCAUUCAACGCGUCCCUGCCCUUCCCCGCGUGGACCAAGCGGGGGGGCGACUCAGUCCCCGUCACGCAGGGGGGAGACGGGGUGGUGCCGGGGUGUGCAUAUGAGCUGGCAUGGUACAGUGCGUAUGCGUGCCCUCUGUGCUCUGAGGGGGAUGUGGAAGAGGUUCCAGUGGCAGACUGCCAUAACAACAAGCGAUCCACGUUCAAGUACCGGCAUCCAAGGGUGAGUGUGGGUUUGUGUGGGGGAGGCGAUGGGAUGGUGCCGGGGUGUGCGUAUGAGCUGGCGUGGUACAGUGCAUAUGCUUGCCCUCUGUGCUCUGAAGAAGACGUGGAGGAGGUGCCAGUGGCAGACUGCCACAACAACAAGCGAUCCACGUUCAAGUACCGGCAUCCAAGGGUGUGUCAGCCCAACGCCCAGGCGCCUCUUCCUCCCGACCAGCUAUGCUCCCCAUGCACUGCAGACGACUACAGUAGCUUCGAGCAAAGCUGCACCGACAGCGCGGGCAACCACAACGUCUCCUACUCUUGGAACCUGCCCAAAAACUGCAGCGAGAACCUGCCCGGAGCGGCGAAACUGCCUGAAAAUAUCAUUGUUGGAGAGUGCCUGUUCCAGGUUCGUUACAUCCCGGCGAAAUACCUCGCUCCGAAAUACAUAAUCAUCACAGCGGCUGGAGCUACUAUAAUUGUGAUGCUGGCGGUGAUGUCGGUGGUAACCUGGUUACGCAGCAGGAGAGUGUAUUCUAUGUACUCCCAGCUGGUAGCAGAGGAAGUGCAGCUUGAGGCGGAACUGGCAGCCAUGGCAGAGGAGGCAGACCAGGAGAGAGAAGAUAUGCUUUUCAACAGAGACCGUAGUUACUCAUCAUAA
This is a messenger RNA of Closterium sp. NIES-65, 4176 nucleotides long. The record is from the annotation of a GenBank genome assembly. NCBI's taxonomy places the organism in Eukaryota, Viridiplantae, Streptophyta, Zygnematophyceae, Desmidiales, Closteriaceae.